CUGGAAUCAUAUCUUGUAGACCUUGACUUAUACAAUGAACAACCGUCUCUUUUCCGUCUAGCAUCAUUGUUCCCAGCCCGGCCGAAGCCACCAUUGCGAAGAUGAAUACACAUAACCGGAAACAGCUUUAUGAAGAUACUGAAAUCUGUCAAUAUCUCAUAAACAGCAUCACCACCACCCACUCCCUCAACAUCCGACAAUCCAUCAUCCCAGGUGCCGGAUGCGCCCUCUUCGCCACGAAAUACAUCGCCGAGGGUCAAGAAAUAUUCAAGUCCCAGCCCACGGUCAACUGCGUCUCGAGGGACUUGAUGAACACCGUCUGUGAUUUCUGCUACAAGGACAGUGAAAGCAAAUUACACCCAAGCGGCCGGUUCCGGCGCCGGGGUGAUGAAAUCCAGGCGCUUGUAGAGUGCAAGGAGUGCCGGGUUUGUAAGUAUUGCUCUGAGUUCUGUCGAGAAAGCGCAUGGAAAGCAUAUCAUAAGCACGAGUGUGAGAUUUUAGCAGAUAUAUCAUUCGUGUUUCCAGCGAGGAUAAGGGCUUUGUAUCGGAUUCUGGCCAGGAGGAAAUGUGGACAGAUAUCGGAGCGAGAGUGGAGAUCUAUAGCGUAUCUGGAGUCGCAUUAUGAGAAACGAAUGCACGGCGCGGAUGCCAAUGAGAUUCGUGAAGUGGCUGUCGAGGCGAGGAGGCGCACGGGAACGGAGAUGGGGGUUGAGGAGGUGGGGAGGGUUUACUGUGCGCUAUUAACGAACACAAUUUGCAUCCGCGAAGCCGGUCAAUCCAAGGUCCUCGGUACUUCCAUCGAUGUAGUCAUGGCCCUCAUGAACCACUCGUGCUUCCCCAAUGCACUGACCAUCUUUGAAGGCGGCGAGAUGCAUGUUCGUUCUUUGCGUCCUAUACGCGCGGGUGAGGAGGUGAUGCAGUGCUAUGCGGAUGUUACGUGCGAUGUCCUCUUGCGGCGGCCAAUGCUGGAGAGGGAUUUUGAUUUCACUUGUGGAUGCUCGAGAUGCGAAAAAGAGACGGAGGCACACAACGCCAUCACCAGCAAUGACAGGUCCAAAAUUGAAGUCAUCAGGCAGACGCAGGAGCAGAUGACGGAGCUUAUUAACGGCACCAUCGUUACUAUGAUGAGCGAUCCGCAGUCCCGGUCCCUACUAUCCCCAACCGAACUAGAAACCAAAGUAAAGGACCUCGCAGCCCGCGCGUAUCCAGACAGCCAAUGGCCCAAAAACCUCGACCCCAUGCCCCUCCUUUGGAAACGCCUAGGCAAUAUGUGCAGUCUCCAAUCCCAACCCCUCGCCGCUCUGCGCUAUAGUAUAAAGGGGUGUGCGUACACCGAUGUGCGGGAGGGGCAGGAGUGGAAUAGUGAUCUGUUGGAUUUGAUCAGGAUAUUGAUAUCGAUAGUGAUUCAAUUGGACGGGGAGGAGGACAAUGAGGGAUUGCCCGGGAGGAAAGAAUUGUGGAACUCGGUUCUGGGGUAUUUGAACAUGCUGCGGAAGAUGGCAGACCAAAAUUUUGGGGAGGAGACGGGGUAUGCGAGGGCUUUGAGGAGGUGGUUAGCGAAUGUAGUGGAAGCUGCAGAUGAGCUUGAGGAGGGAGCUUGGGCAGAUGGGUAUGAAGGUCGGUUUGGGGACGUUCAUGGGAGGCUUUUGGCCUGGGCUGGGGUUGAGAAGGGACAGUGGGUUGCGAAUGGGUAAGUAAAAAUUGGCAAUCAGCUGUGUGACAGUUGUCGUGAAAUUCCCUUGGGCGUUGGUGUUGAAUACACUAGAAUACUGGGAUAUCAGACCUCUCUUUGCUUUAUAAUCCGCAAGUGGCUACAUAAUUACGCUCAACUUUCUGGUCAGGGGUAUAUGUAUCAUUUCAG
Molecule: messenger RNA, 1861 nt
Organism: Pseudomassariella vexata
Lineage: Eukaryota; Fungi; Ascomycota; Sordariomycetes; Amphisphaeriales; Pseudomassariaceae
Exons: 4
Coding region: 102-1694 (530 amino acids)
Cellular component (GO): nucleus
Molecular function (GO): protein binding
Source: RefSeq, a predicted model, not a curated record